AUGGCCACAGCCCCUGCAUACGAAGAACACCUCCCUGCAGCACCGAGGUGGCUGAACAAAGGUGACAACGCGUGGCAGCUAACAGCAGCAACUCUGGUGGGUCUCCAAAGCAUGCCAGGCCUGGUCAUCCUCUACGCCAGCAUAGUCAAGAAAAAAUGGGCAGUCAACUCUGCUUUCAUGGCUCUCUACGCCUUCGCAGCAGUCCUAAUAUGUUGGGUCCUCUUGUGCUACCGCAUGGCCUUCGGGGACAAACUCUUUCCCUUCUGGGGCAAGGGUGCCCCUGCCCUCGGCCAAAAGUUUCUCAUAAGCCAGGCCAAGGUCCCUGAGACCACCCACUACUUCAACAACGGAACCGUCGAGAGCAAGAUGUCAGAGCCCUUCUUCGCCAUGGCUUCUCUUGUCUACUUCCAGUUCACUUUUGCUGCCAUCACGCUUAUCUUGUUGGCUGGUUCUGUUCUUGGGAGGAUGAACAUUAGGGCUUGGAUGGCUUUUGUGCCUCUUUGGCUCAUUUUUUCUUACACUGUUGGGGCUUUCAGUCUCUGGGGUGGUGGCUUUCUCUACCAUUGGGGGGUCAUUGAUUACUCUGGAGGCUAUGUUAUUCAUCUUUCUUCUGGAGUUGCUGGCUUCACUGCUGCUUACUGGGUAGGGCCAAGGUUAAAGAGUGACAGGGAGAGGUUUCCACCAAACAAUGUGCUGCUGAUGCUUGCGGGUGGUGGGUUGCUGUGGAUGGGGUGGUCAGGGUUCAACGGUGGAGCACCAUAUGCAGCCAACGUUGACGCCUCGAUUGCUGUGGUGAACACCAACAUUUGUGCAGCCACUAGCCUCCUUGUUUGGACCUCUCUCGAUGUCAUCUUUUUCUCCAAACCAUCUGUCAUUGGAGCUGUUCAGGGCAUGAUGACUGGACUCGUUUGCAUCACCCCAGGUGCAGGGCUUGUGCAAUCUUGGGCAGCUAUAGUGAUGGGAAUACUUUCUGGGAGCAUUCCAUGGAUGACUAUGAUGAUCCUCCACAAAAAGUCAAGCCUUCUCCAGAAGGUAGAUGAUGCCCUAGGAGUAUUUCACACACAUGCAGUGGCUGGCUUAUUGGGUGGCCUCCUCACAGGUCUCUUAGCAGAACCUGAGCUUUGCAGGCUCAUACUGCCGGUGACCAACUCAAGGGGUGCCUUCUAUGGUGGCAGUGGUGGCGUUCAGUUUUUGAAGCAAUUGGUGGCAGCAUGUUUCAUCACAGCAUGGAACUUGGUCUCCACCACACUCAUUCUUCUAGCCAUACAGUUCUUCAUACCCUUGAGGAUGCCGGACGAUCAGCUCGAGAUCGGCGACGAUGCCGUCCACGGCGAAGAAGCCUAUGCCCUUUGGGGUGACGGUGAAAAGUAUGAUCCAACCAGGCAUGAUUCCUCCAGGGUCGAUAAAACUUCACCAUCUCCCUAUGUUAAUGGAGCAAGGGGUUUCACCAUAGACUUAUGAGUCAUGUAGAUGCACUUCUGUAUAGUAAGUAAAAUACUAAAAUUAUGUCUGUAGUUUCGGAAUUAGUAAUCGAGUGUGUGAUAUAAUUAUCGGUCCAAAUGAUAAUUUUAUAGUUAAUUUCAG
Messenger RNA from Vigna unguiculata (cowpea), 1584 nucleotides. RefSeq names its product ammonium transporter 2-like. Gene Ontology annotation, molecular function: ammonium channel activity. The record is from RefSeq and is a predicted model, not a curated record. Gene Ontology annotation, cellular component: plasma membrane. Lineage: Eukaryota; Viridiplantae; Streptophyta; Magnoliopsida; Fabales; Fabaceae. Gene Ontology annotation, biological process: ammonium transmembrane transport.